AUGGUCACUCCUUUCCUUUGGAAACUUGUCUUCUCAGCAAGUUCUGCACUCGUUACCUUCGGAUGUUGGAAGCUAGUCUGGCGCAACCUAAGGUCGCCCCUGCGCGCAUUGCCAGGCCCCAAAGGAACAAGUUGGAUAUAUGGCAACUUGAAGGAAAUCUUCGUCGCGGAGAACUCAGUGCUUCAUGAGCAAUGGUUGAAGGAGUACGGGACAACCCUGAAGUAUAAAGGAUUCUUAUAUUCAGACCGAUUGUUCACGAUGGAUACUCGCGCACUGAACCAUGUUCUCACUCAUAGCAGCGAUUACCAGAAACCGUCACAAGUCCGGUAUAAUCUUUCUAGAAUUUUAGGCGAAGGUGUCCUAUUUGUUGAAGGGGCUCAACAUCGUCAGCAGAAUCCCGCUUUUGGACCUGCUCAGAUUCGCGCAUUAACUGACAUCUUCCUCAGCAAAUCAAUCAAGGUAAGCUUGAUCUGUUUCUCACUAGAUAUGGGUCUUCGAGACAUCUGGUCUACCAUGACCGCUGCCAGUAAACAUGCUACUCGAAUAGAUAUCAUGCCCUGGCUGAGUAAAAUGACGUUGGAUGUCAUCGGGCUUGCAGGUUUCAACUAUGAAUUUGACUCCCUGAAUGCAACCGAGAAACCAAAUGAACUUAACCAGGCCUUCUCGGUUAUGUUUUCUGCCAGUCAGCAGAUGGGCGUCCUCCCCAUGCUUAAGGCACGGAUUCCAUUACUCCGAUGGAUCCGCUCUGAUGCCGAUCGCAAGAUAGAUGCCGCCCAAAAGACAAUGGGUCGCAUUGGCCGCCAGCUGCUGAAUGAUGCUAAAGCUGCUGUUAUAUCAUCUCAUGGCAUCGAAAAAGGUGGUACCAUUGAGAAGAGCAGUCUUCAAGGGCGUGAUUUACUUACCCUACUUGUCCGUGCCAACAUGGCAACCGAUAUCCCGGAGAACCAGAGGAUAUCUGACGAGGAUGUGCUCGCGCAGGUCCCGACUUUUUUGGUCGCAGGACAUGAGACCACGAGUACGGCAACGACAUGGGCCCUCUAUGCGCUCUGCCUACGUCCAGACUUUCAAACCAGGCUCCGGCAAGAACUCUGGACUGUGGAGACCGAGACUCCAUCCAUGGACGAACUCAUGGCGCUCCCGUAUCUUGACGCGGUUGUGCGUGAGACACUUCGCAUUCAUGCUCCCGUCCCUAGCACAGUUCGCAUCGCGAUGAAAGAUGACAUCCUCCCAUUGGACACGCCUUUUAAGGACAAAUAUGGAGUGGCUCAUGACGGGAUCAAUUUAAUCCUGACCGGUGGGCAAUCACCUCCAGAUCUAGCAUCGCAAAUUCCUGGGGUGUGGGGACACCUCAUGACGUUCCUCGGUGGCCCGCGCGCCUGUAUUGGUUACCGGUUUUCUUUAGUGGAGAUGAAAGCUCUCCUGUUUACCCUAGUUCGGGUUUUCGAGUUUGAGCUUGCUGUUCCUGCUUCGGACAUCGGAAAGAAGUCGAUGAUCGUGCAGAGGCCGAUCUUGCUCAGCGAUCCUGAGAACAAGAACCAACUUCCCCUGCUGGUCAAGCCAUAUUGCAAGACCUCAGGACUUCUAUAA
Suillus paluster is the source of this 1587-nucleotide messenger RNA. RefSeq names its product cytochrome P450. The transcript is spliced from 13 exons. Gene Ontology annotation, molecular function: iron ion binding; heme binding; oxidoreductase activity, acting on paired donors, with incorporation or reduction of molecular oxygen. The record is from RefSeq and is a predicted model, not a curated record. The coding region runs from base 1 to 1587 and encodes 528 amino acids. NCBI's taxonomy places the organism in Eukaryota, Fungi, Basidiomycota, Agaricomycetes, Boletales, Suillaceae.